Hemiscyllium ocellatum (epaulette shark) is the source of this 4456-nucleotide messenger RNA. Its product is annotated as nuclear factor 1 B-type-like. Gene Ontology annotation, cellular component: nucleus. Gene Ontology annotation, molecular function: DNA-binding transcription factor activity, RNA polymerase II-specific; RNA polymerase II cis-regulatory region sequence-specific DNA binding. Bases 1126 to 2835 code for a protein of 569 amino acids. The transcript is spliced from 12 exons. Gene Ontology annotation, biological process: regulation of transcription by RNA polymerase II. Lineage: Eukaryota; Metazoa; Chordata; Chondrichthyes; Orectolobiformes; Hemiscylliidae. The record is from RefSeq and is a predicted model, not a curated record.
GCAUUAAAGGGCGGCACACAAACCACACCGCAAGACUAAUGGUUUGUUCUUGGGGAUUAAUUCUAGCCAGUGAUCUCUAAUUAUCCCGAAGCAUGUUGAAAUCUUUUGGUGCAGGGGCACAAUGAGGAUCAUAUUUGGACACAACACAAUUUGAAUGUGUGCCUUAUUGUGCCCCUCAAUUCUGGCAAGUGCAGAAAGUUUGCCGUCAGGAUAUAGGUGACAGGGGCUACUGAGUUGAUUUUUUGGCCAGUUUUCAAUGGAAUGAUCCAGGGGCCUGUCCUGUUCCUGGAGAAGGUGUUCUUUUCCUUGCUCCGCGAUCCGGGGAUUUACUAUGCGACUGUCUCUUUUGCGAAUGCUAGUCUUCCGCUUGUGUGUAAAAUAGCGAAAAAAGCCUUGUCAAGUUGUUUUAGAAAAAAAACGUGAACAUCCCUUCUCUGGGAGGACUGGCGGAGAAGUUCAGGGUCUUGGUGGAUUGGAAUGUGUGUGCCUGAAAGGAGAAUAUCGAGUUUGUGUAAUAAAUAUUAGAGACGAUCGCUGAGGCUGCCAGAGCGGUGUUGAGGGGUAAAGGAGGGAGCGAGGGGCUACUUUUAUUUCGCAUCCCCCUCCCCGCCCCCCAACUACUCCCCGGUUUAAAAAAUACUGGAGACAGAAGCAAAUCAGCAGUUGUACCUGGCGAACCCUCCCCUUCCUCCUAAACUGCCAGCCCCCCACCCAUCCCAGAUCAAUUCCAGUGCCAGGCUCUGUCUCCUUAAGCCUCAGGUUUAUAACUGCGGUGAAUGGAAAGUUUCGCCUGGUAUUUGUGCUCUGGUCUAGCAUUGGGUGUUCGCUUCUGGCAGCUUACUGAGCUGCACCAUUUGACCGACUGCAAACACAUCCAGGAUAUAUAUCCCACUGGAAAAUUCACUAAUCUUGACUCCAGGUUUUUUUUCUCCCCUUUGCUUCGGGAAACUUGCCAUCGGAUCUUUAGGCGCGAAUACCGACAGACUUUGCGACUCUUCACAUCAGAGAGUUUUUUUUGAAAUCCGACAAGUAUAUGAAUGGAUAACACGUUACACGGAGGCUCCUAAGAUCUGUUGGAGUUGCUCGUGGGUUUGACUUGUCUUUUGUUUUUAUUUUACCACCGGGAUGAUGUAUUCUCCGAUUUGUCUCACGCAGGUAGAUGAAUUCCAUCCAUUUAUUGAAGCACUUCUUCCACAUGUUCGUGCAAUUGCAUAUACCUGGUUCAAUUUACAAGCCCGAAAACGUAAAUACUUCAAGAAGCACGAGAAACGAAUGUCUAAGGAUGAAGAAAGAGCAGUAAAAGAUGAGCUGCUGAGUGAGAAACCAGAAAUCAAGCAAAAGUGGGCAUCAAGGUUACUUGCGAAACUCCGCAAGGACAUCCGGCAGGAGUACCGGGAGGAUUUUGUGCUCACUGUUACAGGCAAGAAGCACUCUUGCUGUGUCCUGUCCAACCCUGAUCAGAAAGGCAAGAUGCGAAGAAUCGAUUGUCUACGGCAAGCUGACAAGGUGUGGCGUUUGGAUCUAGUAAUGGUGAUCCUGUUUAAAGGCAUCCCAUUGGAAAGUACUGAUGGAGAGCGUCUUGUCAAAUCCCCACAGUGCGCCAAUCCACUACUCUGUGUUCAGCCCCAUCACAUAACUGUAUCGGUGAAAGAGCUUGAUUUGUUUUUGGCUUACUACGCUCAGGAACAAGAAUCUGGUCAUGCAGAUAGUCCCAGCCACAGCGAAUCUACGAAAAAUACUCCAGCAUAUCUAGAAGACAGCUUUGUAAAGUCUGGAGUCUUCAGCAUUGGAGAGCUUGUGCGAGUGUCACGAACGGCUAUUACUCAAGGAAGUGGGAUUAGUUACAACCUUGCAGAAAUUCAAAGCCAACCAUUCUACCAUGACAUAAACUCUGGACUACAGAGGUCAUUGUCCUCUCCACCAGGCAGCAAACGGCCUAAGACGAUUCCUAUUGAUGACACCAUAGACACCAGCCCAACAGAAUUCUACCCUUCUCCCAGCUCACCAACCAGCGUCAGCCGAACGUGGCAUGAAAGAGAUCAAGAAAUGGCAUCUCCUACAAUGAAGAAACAUGAGAAACCAAUGUAUAGUGGGCCCACAUCUCCGCAAGGUUCAUCACCAAGAUUGAGCACUUUCCCACCACAUCACCACCCUGGCAUCCCAGGACACAGCGUCAUCUCAACAAGAAGCCCACCUCCUCCUUCACCUCUCCAUUUUUCAGCACCCUCCAUUCUCCCUCCUGCACCCAGUAGUUACUUCUCACACCCAACAAUCAGAUACCCACCACAUCUUACCCCUCAGGACUCAGCAAAGAACUUUGUUCAACUCGGCUGUGGCCCGUCCAAUCCACAAACAAGCCAGCCCAACAGUAGUGGUCAAGUAGUGGGCAAAGUGCCUGGUCAUUUUACUUCAGUACUGGCUCCCUCACCUCAUCAUGGCAUGUCCAGACCAGUGACACUUGCCAUGUCUUCAGACUCUAAACCGAUCACUACAUCAAGCGAAGGUGAGGCAACAUCAUCUUCAUCAUCCACUUACACGGGUUCAGGUACACCCCCGACCAACCGCCAAUUUGUUGGACUCAGCUCCAGGGACCCAGCCUUCCUCCACCAGCAGCAGCUGAGGAUUUGUGACUGGACCAUGAAUCAAAACGGCAGGCAUUUAUACCCCAGUGCCAGUGACGAUACUUUGGGAAUUGCUUGGCAAAGUCCUGGUACUUGGGCUAGCUUGGUCCCAUUCCAAGUGUCAAAUGGGACUACUAUCCUGCCAACGAAUGUUCAGAAUUACAGUUUAAACUUCAUCAGUGAACCCUUCCUCCAAGCAGAGACAACAAACUGAAGAUAAUGAAGAUCAAAUAUCAUCUCUGGAUCAACAACAAAUGUUUUCAGAAACACAGAAACGUGAUUGCUGCAUUCACAAUCACCAAAUUCUUGCAAACUUAAAAUCUGCAUAAAUGGUAUUUCAUCAGUAAUACAGUGAGGGUGAUUUUCAUACUUGGGUAACACAUCAUGCGAAGCAUUGGCCUUUAUUGAACACUGCGAUCCACUAGGGGACAGUUGUUUUAAUUUCCAGAUCUGACAUACUUAAAACACUUAUUAGCUUUUAGAUGUUUAAGACUUUGCAUGUUUAAGUAAUUAGUGGGGUUCAGGUAUCUAUUUUUUUAUUCACUCAGUCCAGGAGUAGUAAAACUACAGCCCAGUCUUUUUGAUUGAUAAGGAUUUACUUGUAUGAUAAAGGCUGGAUGAGGAAUGUACAUGUAAUUAUGUGUUUUCUACAAACUGUUGUCUGAGGGGACAAAAAGCCCACAAAGCACACAAUUAGACUAUGCACACUAUGAUACUACAGAAAACAAAACAAAACAAAAAGAUGUAGAUGGAGAUUUACUGAAUUUAUGUUUCAUGAUUGGCUCACAAAAUUGCUUCUUGUCACUGAACCCAUUUUCCUUUCACCUUUAGUGUUUAGUAUGCAGAUCUGAACAGAUUCUCUUAGAUAAAGAUAAGUAUUUGGAAAAGCAUCGUAGUUUAGUUUUAAGCAGUAAUAGUCCCUCACAGUUUAAGAUGCUUUGAAAUUAACUGAAUACAAGAAUGAACCUCACUGAUAGUUUUUUGUUGCCCUUAAAAUGUCAGUAAUUCUUAAAAAAAACACUUAAGAGGCAAGUGCAAUUUAUCAUAUCUGAUUGAGGGGUUUAAUAUAAGUCCUUGUGCCCUAGGACUCUAAAUUGAGGGGAUGUAAUAUAACCUUAAAAUAAGUCUGAUUUUUUUGCCCCUCCCCCAUUGAGAAUGUGUAUUAAUUAAGGGGCAUAAAUGAAUAAUAGACACAUGCUUGCUUAGGAAGGCAAUUAAACACAAUUGAAAAUACUGCACUUGAUUCAUUAUACUCCAUUUGCUCCUUGGAGUUUAAAAAUAUAUAAUAUAUAUGUAUCAAGUGUGUCAGGAAAAUAAAGCAUGGCAUAAUCAGUUUCCAAGACGCUAAUGUGAAAGUGUCACUCGGAGCUUAUUGGUGAGCAGCACCGCAGUUUACAAAUCAAUGGCGACAGGGAUGCAGCAGCUAAGUUUCUCGCACUCUACUGAGUAAACACUAUUUUUAACCACAGGGUGCCGAAUAAUGCAUGGUGCUUUUCUUGCACAAUUAGCCUUGCUAUCUGCCUGAUAGUGCUAGUGGCAGGACUCCAGUGUGCAUGUCAAGUCAGUUUUGCCCCUUCUGUUUCUCUGUAUCUCUAAUAGAUCUUAUCCUUGAUUUGCACGAAGUUAUAUAGUCCACAUUACGUGCCUUGCCUUUGAAAUGAAACAGUGACAUCACUGCACACGUUUGCUGCAUAUAUUAUAGCUCAUCUUAUGAAAACUACCAUUUGUAUGAAAGAAAUUAUUUUGUACUCCAAAGGAGAGUGUGACAUCACUAAUUGUCAAUAUUCAAAUACUUUGUUAUCUCAUUUAUAAAGCAUAUCAUGGCUGUGAAUAGU